This is a messenger RNA of Cuscuta campestris, 1231 nucleotides long. The record is from the annotation of a GenBank genome assembly. NCBI's taxonomy places the organism in Eukaryota, Viridiplantae, Streptophyta, Magnoliopsida, Solanales, Convolvulaceae.
CUUCAGUCGAUACGGAUCCUCUGGUUCGCAGACCACAAUUCGUCUUUUCUUCCAUCUAAUUUUUCUUAUACUGCCCUAGGGUUCGCAAUUUGCAAGUAGGAGUAAUACAAAUGAAGAUGAAUUUCGCAUGGAGUUGUGUCUUACUUCUAUCCUCUAAUCUUUUGUACGGCGUUGUUUUCGCCAAUCAGAUCUUCCAUCCUCAUACAGGAGGGACUCUUGGUCGAAGCUCUAAAGAACCAAAAUACAAAAUUGAAUUUCAUCCAGAAGACUCACCUUUUCACCCAGAUGAUGAUCAGGAAGCUGUUGUCAUGCCCAACAAUAAAGGAGAGAAGUUUCUUUGUUUUCUGCCCAAAGUGCAUAAUUCAAAAAGCAGUAAACUAGUCAGUCAACAGAAUACAAGCAGUUUGAUCUUGGAGACUGAGAAACACAUAAAACCAAAGACACCUGAUGAGCUACUUGAUGUGCUUAAGGAUGCAUGCCUUCUCAGGCAAGAAGGGUGGUGGUCAUAUGAAUUUUGUUACCAGAAAAAGCUACGCCAAAUUCAUGUGGAAGAUGAGAAGGUGGUACAAGAAUUUGUCUUGGGGUACUAUGACAGUGAGGCAACUAUGGCUUAUAAUGAGAACCGGUCUGAUAUUUCUACAUUAAAAGAUCCCCGUUCAAAAGAUUCUUCGCAAAGAUAUCAUGCUCAUUUGUAUACAAAUGGAACUGUCUGUGAUUUAACAAACCAGCCACGAGAAACAGAGGUGAGGUUUGUUUGCUCAGAGCCAAGGGCUAUGAUAAGUUCCAUCACCGAGUUGUCCACCUGCAAGUAUGCUCUCACUGUUCACUGUCCAAUACUCUGCAAGCACCCUCUUUUUCAGGAAGAAAGACCGGAGUGGCACACAGUUAACUGCAAUGUACUCCCUAAAGAAAACAAAGAGAUGAAGAUGCCGGAGGAAAACUUACGAGGAGAAAGGAUUAGGAUGGUAACAGAUCUCGAGUAUCCCUCCAGCCCCACAUUUGAUUCAGAAGAAUACGCAGCAUAAAAUGUUUUUGAAGGUUUUUUUUCCCAGUCUUGCAGCAUCCUUCAUUGCUCAAUCACAGUAUGAUAUUAUAUACUACCUUCUUUAUCCCUCGUGACUCGUGUAUUUAGAUGACAUGCAAGGUGAAUUCAUAUAAUGUAACCAAAUUUACUAAUUUAAUCUACUUGUCAUUCAUGGUUGUGAAGUUUGGACUCCUAUUAGGCUAUCUG